Molecule: messenger RNA, 1043 nt
Organism: Zea mays
Lineage: Eukaryota; Viridiplantae; Streptophyta; Magnoliopsida; Poales; Poaceae
Exons: 2
Coding region: 13-1017 (334 amino acids)
Source: RefSeq, a predicted model, not a curated record
UUACUCUGCAUUAUGUCGGCCAACGCUAUUGUUGUCAACAUUGUGCUUGAUGGGCAGAAUUACCCAGAAUGGGCUUUUUGUGUCCAGACUGCACUAAGAGGUCACGGGUUACUAUUUCAUUUGAUUGAAGAUUCUCCAGUUUUAGCAGCUGAUAGAAGCAAUGCUGCUGCAAUCAAGAGUUGGCAGAUCAACGAUGGCAAGGUAAUGGAUGCAAUGGUCAACAACACUAAACCCACUAUGAUUAUGAGUUUGUCCAAAUUUACCAUGGCUAAGGCUAUCUGGUCACAUCUGAAGGAUCGAUUUGUUCAGGAUAGUGGUGCUCUGUUACAUACCCUUAUGCAGCAGACUCAUGUGAUUGAGCAACAUGAUAUGUCCAUUGAUGAAUAUUAUUCCGCCUUUGAUCGUCUUAUGAGUGCAUUGACCUCCAUGGUGCCCGCUUGUACAGUUGUGCCUUGUCCAGCUCACAAGUUCAUUGAGCAAUUCUUUACCUACAAAUUUGUUAUGGGAGUUCGACCUGAAUUUGAUUCCCUUCGUGCAAGGCCGCUUCACAGUUCGGAUACUCUCACCAUGGCUCAGGCAUUGUCCGAAUUGCUUGCUGAAGAGACUCGUCUGAAGUCCAUGUCCUCUAUUACUGGUGUGAGUUCUCACAGUGUGUUGGCUGCUGCUCAGAGGUCUAGGAACACCUCCUUUCAGCCUUGUGAACACUGCAAAAAGACCACUCAUCGGUCUGAGAACUGCUUUGCUAAAUUUCCAGAGAAGCUGGCUGAUUUUCGUGUCCGUCGUGCUACUCGUGGUCGUAAUACAGGACCAUCUCCUAGAGGCUCAGUUGCAAUUGCUGCUACUUCAUCUGCUGGUGCUUUGUCAUCAUCUUGGGUUCUUGAUUUUGGAGCUUCCUUUCAUGUGACAUCUGAUCAGUCACGGCUGGCGUCUACUACACCUGUCACCGAGGGCACUUCUGUUCAGACUGCUGAUGGAUCGCAAAACAGGGGAUGUGAUUGGGACUGGCCGUCGCCGUAAAUCUUCGCCUCACCUCUACAUCUUGG